AAAAUAAUUGUUUGAUCCGCCUGUUGCCCCAAAAUUUUCUUCAAAUUAUGGAUUCUGAUGUGGCUGAUCACAUGACCCGACUGAAGCUCAAACUCCUUGAGAAGAAACUAGAAAAUGAACGUGAAAAUUUGAAUGAUAAUGAAUCUCCUUUCUCUGUAGCAAGGAAUUACGACAGCCAUGGCUAUGCAUUACAAAGUGCAUUGAGACGAAGAAAAGAUCUUCUGCAGCAACUCAGGGAGCAAAAUCUUUUGGAAGAAUUUUCUCUACCACAUGAAUCAUUAAAAAUCCCAAGAAAGCUCUUCAGGCCAGAACAUGUCUACCAAAGUGCUCUUCCUACUCCUCUACCUGAACAACCAAGACUUAUCCAGCAGACAUUGCCUCAGCAACCAGCAACUAUUAUUCAACAAAUACCUCAGCAUCCACCGCUCAUUACCCAGAUUCCGUCUCCACAGCCUUUCCCACCUCCCCGCUCUGGGAGUAUUAAAGAAGAUAUGGUGGAGAUGAUGUUAAUGCAAAAUGCACAGAUGCACCAGAUCAUUAUGCAGAACAUGAUGUUGAAAUCUCUACCACCACCUGUUUAUUCUUCGGCUAGUGGGCAUGGAAUCCCUAUGCCUCACCAUGGACAAGAGUUUCCCACUCCUGUUCUGGUAAGAGCAGAGAAGUUGCGACCAUCAACAGUACAUCAUCAUCACUAUACAUCUCCAGGGCUACCAGGCAUUCCAUCUCAGGUUGGCUUUUCCAUGUGGCCUUCAGUGAUGCCGCCUCUUCGUGGCACACAACUGGGAGGGUACCCAUCAGAUCUACAUAAUCUGCCCAUUCCAACUACUGCAACACACAUGUGACCAUCGAAGGGACGCUAAUCACAGACUUGAAUGAUCACAGAAGCUUCUUCAUCUGAUAUUUCAUUUCACAGGAAUGUCUGACCUCGACACCCUGCCAGAUAGAUGAGAGGA
Elgaria multicarinata webbii is the source of this 953-nucleotide messenger RNA. It is a transcript of the gene C2H21orf58, whose product is annotated as chromosome 2 C21orf58 homolog. Bases 48 to 842 code for a protein of 264 amino acids. NCBI's taxonomy places the organism in Eukaryota, Metazoa, Chordata, Lepidosauria, Squamata, Anguidae. The transcript is spliced from 8 exons. The record is from RefSeq and is a predicted model, not a curated record.